UCUAGGUUGGGACAGUUUAGCAGUUCAUGGUACGCGUUUUCUGAUCAACGGUAUUCAAAUACUAAUACCCAGUACAAUGAUGGACCAGCUGUUAAUAUUUUUAUUAUUAGCAAAAAUGCCUGUGUAUACAGCAAGUCCAUCAAGUGCCCCAAACAACCACACAACACCAGUACCAGGCUAUACUACCACAGCAGCUAACCAUUCUACUGAUUCACAAGCCGUCCAUAAAACUACCCAAUCAGCUAACCAGACAACGGCAUCAGGAACCAGUCACACAACUGCUUCAUCCAACAGGACCGAACCCACCCUCAUUCCAGUUGGUCCAGCUCUUUCACCAAAAUAUUUGACACCUCCAACUGGAAAUUACACAAUAACCAACAACACCACCGGUACUGUGUGUAUUAAGGCACUUAUGGGAAUACAAUUUACUGUGACAAGGAACCAGAGAAAAUCCUAUUUUAACAUUAACCCUAAUUCUACAGAAGCAAGGGGACUGUGUGGGGAAAACAGGUCCUGGUUUAAUUUAAAUUUUAGUGGAGGGUUUGUCAAGUUCACAUUUAUCAAGAAUGACGGUAUAUAUUAUGUUAAUGAAAUUGAAGCCAGUCUACUGUCAUCAGCCAUUGGUGAUGAGACACAGAUGAGUGAAGACUAUCAUGGCCAUAUAGUCGACAGAAAACUGUUUAAAGCAGCAGUGGACCGAUCCUUCAAAUGCACAAACCAGCAGGAAGUGCCUCUCAAGUGCAAUUUCAAUCUUUAUAUUGUGAAUACUCAGUUCCAGGCAUUUAAUAUCAUCAAUGGCCAGUUUGAUAAAGUGCAAGAAUGCUUGGUUGAUAUGAACGAAAGAAACAUUCCCAUUGUAUUGUGUGUCUCCGUGACUGGAUUGGGCCUGAUUAUCCUUGUGACUUGUUUGUUGGCCUGGCAACGAGAUCCCCAAGGCUUUGAAAGGAUCUAAGAUGAAUUUCAUCACUGUUCAGAAGGAAAAGGAAAGAUACUCAUUUACCAGUCAGAUGCAAUGCAAAUUCCACUCUACUGGUACCAAAACAGUAUUGAAACAAUUCAACCUACCAUUUAUUUUAGGCAGGGGUACAUCAUGUAAUGAAUGUAUUUGUGUGAAACACAUUGCUGGGCCAAGUGGAUUUGGUUUUGUUUGUCACAUCUUUGUCAACCCUCGGGCUUGCUUUGUUAUUUUGGGUGUAUGCAAUUUAAAUAUAUAUAUUGGGAUUCUGGAAAUUUUGAAUGUGAAAUUAAAGACCAGCUUCGUAUGGCUCUGUGUAUGUAUUAUUUUCUGUUUCGGUCAUCAUUUCCGGGUGAAUCUUAUGCCAUAUGUACCAACCAGAUAUACGUGGAAGCUUAGACAUGAUACUGAGAGCUCUAUUGGGGUUACAUUAGUGCUUAAAACCACCUUAAAGAGUCUCCAGGAUGUGAUGACUUCCACAGAAAAUGAUACAAAUUGAAUCUAACGUACAGUAUAAGGUAACUGACACUAAACAUCUAUACCAAGUUCAUUGACAACGGGAUGUCAAACGUUUUAAAUCAAUACAACAGUUGUUUACUCUGCUGCUGCUGUUAUUGUUUUCUUAUGCAACGACAUGAAAUAAACUAACAUCAUAUUA
Messenger RNA from Acipenser ruthenus (sterlet), 1613 nucleotides. It is a transcript of the gene lamp3, whose product is annotated as lysosomal associated membrane protein 3. Bases 77 to 952 code for a protein of 291 amino acids. Gene Ontology annotation, cellular component: membrane. The transcript has 7 exons. The record is from RefSeq and is a predicted model, not a curated record. NCBI's taxonomy places the organism in Eukaryota, Metazoa, Chordata, Actinopteri, Acipenseriformes, Acipenseridae.